Messenger RNA from Prosopis cineraria, 467 nucleotides. RefSeq lists its product as uncharacterized. The transcript is spliced from 2 exons. The record is from RefSeq and is a predicted model, not a curated record. Bases 30 to 377 code for a protein of 115 amino acids. NCBI's taxonomy places the organism in Eukaryota, Viridiplantae, Streptophyta, Magnoliopsida, Fabales, Fabaceae.
UUAGCCCUCAAACUUGCACACAUAGGAUUAUGUUAGAGGAGAAUGCCAAGGCAAUAAGACAACCACAAAGGAAGUUGAAUUCUCUAAUUCUUGAUGUGGUAAAGAAGGAGGUCACUAAAAUUUUGAGUGCAGAUUAUGCAGCCUUGAAGUAUCUUUUAAAGAAGAAUGACAUGAAGCUAUAUUUACUUAGAUGGAUGCUUCUACUUCAAGAGUUCAAUUUGGAGAUCAUUGAUAGAAAGGAAGCAACAAACAAUGUGACGGAUUACUUCAGUAGAUUGCCUUAUGAUUCCAUUGUGAUGAAUUCCUCUUUUAAUUUUCCUUGUGAUGAGUUUAAAGAUGAACCAUUAUGUGCUAUUUCUUCCUAUGAUUUUGUUUAGUAUUUUGAUUUGGUCAUUUUGUUGGUGUAUAAUGUUUAUCUAAAUGGAAUUACUAGACAUGCUAGGGAGAAACUUGCUAGGGAAAGUAGA